AUGCAUCUUACAGCAACCAUCGCCGCCGCUCUUCUCUGCGCAAGCGCACCACUCGCCCAAGCCUGCUCCCCAGGCUUCUCAUCGAACCGCGAUCUCUCCCCCGGCGACUUCGCCUGGCUCUUUGCAGACUACAGCGUUGACGACGUGUCCGGAUGUAGCAGCCGUUGCGCGCGCCAGUGCACCGCCCCGGGUAAGCAGUACGGCGCCUGCAUGGGCUGCGCGAGGUGGAAGGGUAACGCCCAAGGCAAGAUGGACCUCCCGCCCUGCAGCAAGCCCAUCACAACUGCAAAUGACGACGGCGAGUACGAGUGUCACGGGUACGGUGACGGCUUUUGGAACUGCAUUACGCCGUGCCCUCCCGGUUAUGAGUCCAAGGAUCUAGGCCGUGGUUAA
Colletotrichum gloeosporioides is the source of this 393-nucleotide messenger RNA. RefSeq lists its product as uncharacterized. The transcript is spliced from 2 exons. The record is from RefSeq and is a predicted model, not a curated record. Lineage: Eukaryota; Fungi; Ascomycota; Sordariomycetes; Glomerellales; Glomerellaceae. Bases 1 to 393 code for a protein of 130 amino acids.